This is a messenger RNA of Acanthoscelides obtectus, 357 nucleotides long. The record is from the annotation of a GenBank genome assembly. NCBI's taxonomy places the organism in Eukaryota, Metazoa, Arthropoda, Insecta, Coleoptera, Chrysomelidae.
AUGGUUCUACACGUAUCAAAUGAGAAAUUGGGUGUUUUUGAGGAACCCAUCAUAGAUCAUUCCUUAGCCAGCCUACAAGAAUACACAUACAAACCAUAUGUAUCACCAUAUUUCAAGAAUUCAGAUAUAGUUCUCAUCCCUAUAAUCUUCCAAGAUCUUAUUUUAAAUAUAGCUGACAUUUAUAUUUACGUCGAAGGAACAUUUACGCCUAGCGACGCUACGAAACCCUGCUACUUAUCAAACAAUGCAUUGGACUUUUUAUUUCAAAAAAUUUCCCUACAAAUGGGUGGCGAAAAAGUUUGGACUUCGGAAUCCAGGGAUAACUUCAACUAUAAAAACGAUGGUGUCACAUGGUAA